This is a messenger RNA of Tilletiopsis washingtonensis, 1065 nucleotides long. RefSeq lists its product as hypothetical. NCBI's taxonomy places the organism in Eukaryota, Fungi, Basidiomycota, Exobasidiomycetes, Entylomatales. The transcript has 2 exons. The record is from RefSeq and is a predicted model, not a curated record. Bases 51 to 974 code for a protein of 307 amino acids.
CACCUCGCUACGCUCUACGCCCAGCUCGGCCCCCGCAGCGUGCUGCCGCCAUGCCGCCGCCGCUCUCCACUGCCCAGGCGGCCAAUGCGCUGCCGCUGCUCGCGCCCGCCGCGCUGCCGUACGAGCACCUCUCGCUGCUCUCCAAGCGCCUCGGCAGCCUCAUCCGCUCCAUCCUCGACAUGCAGGCCGCACUGCAGGCCGACUUUGGCCUCGAGGACUGGCCUGCGCUCCUCACGCAGCACCUCAACCUCAUCUCCUCGACGCACACCCUCACCGCCCUGCUCCUCUCGCCGAACCCCACGCAGGACGCCCAGCUGCAAGCGCUGCAGGACUUUCUCAGCCAGGAGGCACGCGACAAGAACCUCUUCGCCGCGCCGUCCGCUGCCCAGUCAAGUGCGCUGACUGCCAGCGGCAACGAUGCGCUGGGCCUGGGCGCGAGCACGUCGGCGGAGCGCUUGGCGACAGCAGAGGGCAUGCCGCUGGUGCAGUUUGCCGACCCCAAGUCCCUGCUGCCGCGUCUCUCUACGCACCCUUUGCAGCCGCUCGACGCCGAGCGAGCAGGACGGCUACAAGGCCUGCUGCGCACGCGGCUCGACACGGCGCCGGAGAACGCCAUGGCCGAGACGUGGGCCAGCUGGUGCGAGGCCAACCCAGUCGAGGAGGGCGACGAUGGCGCCGACGUGGCGCAUGCACGACUGCGGCUGGCACGCAAGCAGGAGCGCGAGUACGAUGAGAUGUGCGAGGCGGCGCUGCGUGCAUGGUGGCACGUCAAGGAGCAGCCAGACGAGGAGGGCGAGCGCUACGACUGGAAGAUGCGCAUCACUGCAGAGGACCUCGCCGCCGAGGCUGAGGACGACGACACGCAGAUGGCCGACGCACAGGCGCCGCCAGAAGGGCAAGAGGCGGAGUGGUCCGUCAAGGACAUCUGCGCCUUCAUGAGCGGGCGAUCCGCUGCCUCCAACUCGGCGCUCUAACCGCUCCAUAUCUCGACUCCGCUUCCUCUCCCUCUCACACAUCUGUACAACACUCAUCUGCCGCGGUCUAUUCUCAAUGUAUUCGAUUGCA